GAAAACGUAAACAAGGUUGGAUAUGUCGAAUUUCGUGUAAUUUGAUGAAGUUAUCUAAGGAUAAAUAAAAGAUCUUCAGGAGAGAUUCAGUUGAUGAAAGUGAAUAGUAGAAUGAUUUGGCAUCCACAUAAAAGUUAUACUUUCAUUUGGUUUAGUCUUGUUAAGGAGUGCACCUUGAAAGUCGGGGAUUGAAUAAUUUUUGGUGAAUGAAUUCAGAUAUCUUUCCAGAAUACUAACAAAUAUAGUACAGACUAUAAUCACAGUGUACCUUGUGAGAAUGGAAACUGAAAUUUUCUCAGAUGUGUUGAUGAAAUGAGUAAAAGACAGAAAACUUUAUUUGAAAGUUGGAAUAAAAAUGUAUCGAAAACGGCUGCAUGGCAAGGUAAUCAAACACAAAGUGGUGUAAAUAAUUUAUCAAGUUGUUCCUCCUACACUUCUCCUAGCCACAGUUUAUUCCAGCACAAUGUAUUUUCCAAAACGGCAGACCAACUGGUUGAUAAAGGAUUUGAUUAUGAAGCUGGAAAAACAUGGAUAUACCCCACAAAUUACCCAGUUCGUGAUUAUCAAUUUGCAAUAGUGAAAGAGGCUCUAUUUAAAAAUACUCUAGUUAUUUUACCCACAGGAUUGGGAAAAACUUUUAUUGCUGCUGUUGUUAUGUACAAUAUUUAUAGAUGGUAUCCAAGUGGAAAAAUUAUUUUUAUGGCCCCUACACGGCCACUUGUUGCACAACAAAUUGAUGCAUGUUAUAAAGUGACUGGAAUUUCACAUGCAGAUACUACGCAAAUGACUGGAACUAAUCAACCUGAAGAACGAAAAAGAAUGUGGAUGAAGAAAAGGGUGUUUUUUCUAACACCCCAAGUUUUAGUGAAUGAUUUGGCUAGAAAUAUUUGUCCAGCUGAAAGUAUCAAAUGUCUAGUUGUUGAUGAAGCUCAUAAGGCAUUAGGAAAUCAUGCUUAUUGCCAAGUAAUAAAAGAACUUCAAGCCUAUACAACUCAUUUCCGUAUUUUAGCAUUAACAGCUACUCCAGGUAGUGAUACUCAGGCUGUAAAACUUCUGUUAUCAAAUCUUUUAAUAUCUCAUGUUGAGAUGCGUACAGAAGAUAGUGAUGAUGUGAAGCCAUACACACAUGUAAGAGAUAUUGAAAAAAUUGUUGUACCACUUGGUGACAGACUUCUAUCAAUCAAGAGCAGAUUUCUGGAUAUUAUCAAUAUUUAUUUGAAGCGUCUAACUCAAAGACGAGCAAUGACAGCCAAAAACCCUAGUUCUUUAUCAAAAUUUCAAGUUUUGAAAAUGCGGGAAGAUUUCAGCCAGCAUCCACCAAGUAAUAUCGACAAAUUUGCAUAUGGACUUAUAAUGGCUGAUUUUUCUUUGUGUAUCAGUUUAUAUCAUGCAUAUGAAUUGCUUUUAUUGCAUGGUGCAAGAUCAUUUUACAACUUUCUAACAGGAAUAAUUAAUGGUGAGAAAUCCAUUCCACAUGCUCGAUCAGAAUUGCAGAAAAAUUAUGAUUUCGAUGUUUUGUUGAAAGAAAUUCAAGAAAAUUACAUUGUUGAAAACAUGGAAGGAAAUCAAAUAAUGGGAUCUAAUAGUUUUGGUAAAAAGCCAGGACACCCAAAAUUGGAAAAAUUAUUAGAAGUUGUAUUACAGCAUUUUAAUUGUGUGAACAAAGUUAAAGAUACCAGAGUAAUGAUAUUUUCACAAUAUAGAGAUAGUGUUCAAGAAAUUACCGAUAUGUUGAAUCAUUACAAACCUAUGAUCAAAGUUAUGAGUUUUAUUGGCCAGGCUUCUAAAUCUGCUACUAGUGCUGGUUUUUCUCAGAAGCAUCAACUUAAGGUGAUACAACAAUUUCGCUCUGGUGGCUAUAAUACCUUAGUGUCUACAUGUGUUGGCGAAGAAGGUCUUGAUAUUGGAGAAGUAGAUUUGAUUGUUUGUUACGAUUGUCCAAAAUCACCAAUACGCUUAGUUCAAAGAAUGGGGAGAACUGGGAGACUGCGUGGAGGAAAGAUUAUUAUUUUGAUUGCAGAAGGGAAAGAAGAGCAAAUGUAUAAUAGCUGUGAAAGCAAAAAGAAAAGUGUUCACCGAGCCAUUUCAAAAGGCUUUGUAUUUGCUCAAUUGUAUAACAAAAGUCCCUCACUCAUACCAUCUGGUGUUAAACCUUUGUGUGUUAAAACUGUGGUUACUGUUGAGACUCAAAAAACUGCCACCAAAUCUAAAGGAAAGUUGAAGGAAGAUGGGUUUUUAAAUGAAGAUGAAUUGAAUGAAUUCAAGUCUUGUUUUGAAAUUCCGAGAUCUGAAAAUCCUUUGCUGGAAAAUUCAGAAAUAAUUUGCUUGAAGGGUUCUCUAGCUCAGGAAAACAAAAAUAUCCAAGGUACUUCACCCAAUAAUAUUCAUCAUUUUGAUCAACCAAUUUUUUCUUUGUCAAAUUGGCUUCUUUGGCAGACUACACCUCAAAGAACACAUAUGGUUUCUCAUUCUUCAAAGACUUUGCUAUUAACUGAGAUAGUUGAAAGAAUUAAUUUUUCUACAGAAAGUGAUAUUCAAAAUGUAAUUGGUGAAGAAACAAUAUAUCCUUUAGAAACAAUGAAUUCUCUGGCAGUGGAAAAUUUAAAACCUCCAAUCAUCGAUUUGUGCGAUGAUGAAAAUAUUGCCUUUGAUUUCGAUGAAACAUUACCAAUUGAAAAAAAUGAUUUAGUGCAUGUUACAACCGUUCAAGAUUCUACUAAAGCAAAAUCUACUUUAAUUACUAAUUUUAAUAAUCCAAUUUCAAUUGUAAGUGUUUCCAGUUCUACUGUUAAUGAAAAGAGUAAUUUAUUGGAAAGGAUGUUUGGUGUUUCUUCAGUGAAAUUUCCUGUUGAAUUUGAAGAACAAGAAUUGAUGCCACCGCCAGUUAUAUCAGAUACUGUAACAUUUCAAAGUGUUUUUAUUGAAUCUACUAUCCCAAAUAAUUCUAAAAGCUGUUUGAUAUUAAAUAUUUUAAAUAAAAAAAUGAAAGCUCGAUUAAAAAGAAAAACAAAGGAACUUGGUAUCAACUUUGAAAUUGCUUGCAAGAAGAAUACAAUUGCCACUUCUGUCACUGAUUUAUCAAAAUAUAAGAGAAAUACUCUGGAAAUAUCAAUGAAUGUUCCUAAAGCUGAUGAUAUGAGUAAUUUGGAAACUGAUAACAAACUGGAUGAAACACUGCUUCCAAAAUGUAUAACUUUUGACAUUGAUUUUGAUCCACCACAAAUUAUGGAUAAGGAUAAUCAACUCCAAAUUACCAAUGAAGGUAAUUUCUCUCAAGCUGUGACUUCUGAUAAUCACCAGAGUACCAUUCAAACCAUAUCAUCUGAUCUAAAAGAAUCAUUUGAUAUUGAUUUUGAUAUACCAGAUGUUAUGGAUGAGUAUAAUCACUAUCAAGUGACUGAUGAAAAUAAUAUUCAUCAAGUUGCUGAUACUGAUAAUCAUCAGGACAUCAUCCAUAGCAUAUCUAAUUAUAGAAAGGGAUCAGAAGAAACAGCCUUUGCUGAGAAUCAUCCAGACACUAUUCAGGUCAAAUCAACUGAUUUAAAAGAAUCAUUUGAUAUUGAUUUUGAUGCUCCACAAGCUGUGGAUGAGGAUCAUCAUUUUCAAAAUCCCGAUCGAAGUAAUCUUCAUCAAGCUACUGAUGCUGACUCUCACCAGAACAUCAAUCAAACUAUAUUUACGGACAAAAAAGGAUUGAGAGAAAUUUUUCGACAAAAGCAGGAAGACAAAAAUAAUGUUCAGUCAUUGGAUGGUGAUAGUUUUGAAAUAUUACAGCAGUUUUUUGCUGACAAAAAAGAUAAAAAACUAGAAUCUUCCUUUACUUUGCCUUUGACUGUUAAAAAAAUUAUAUUUGACAAAAGUAAUGAAACUCCAAAAAGUUCUCAAAGAAAAAGAUCUAUAUUAAGAGAUAAGAAUAUUUCUUUAUUAAGGUCGUACAAUAAUAGAUUUAAAAAACUCUUAAGUGUAUCGCCUUGCUCUAAUAAGCAAGCAAGCGAUGUAAAACAAGGGAAUAACACUUCUAAAGUACAAAAUAUGGGUAAAAAGAAUGGAAGUGACAGUGAUACCAAUAUUACAAAAGAUUGUAAUGAAAAUGAAGAAUUUUCACAAUAUACUUUAACUCAAUUACUGUCUUUGAUUAAUAGUACUGAAAGCAAUGAAAUUACAGGUAAUAAUGAAAACACUGCUAAUACUUUAGGAGUACCUAAACAAAGUACUCCUAAGAGAAAUAUGAGUUCAGAUGAUGAGAUAGAACCUACACCUCCAAAAAGAAGAAUCCCUUCAACAUCUAAGUUCUUUUACCGAAGUAACAGUUUUAACUCAAAUUCAGACUCUGUUCAUAAAAAUAAUGCACCAAAAGAUAAAUUAGAAAUUCUUUCCUGCCCUCCAACUUCCUUCAAUAUUUCAUUUGAUUUAUCUGAUAUGCAGUCUCCACAGAAACAUGGAAUUGAUACAGCUGCUAGUAAGCAAUUGGUAUGCUCUGAUAGUACGAAAAAACAUUUGCAAAAUACCAAUCAAAAAGCUUCUGAAAUGUUUAGAGUAGAUUUCAGUAAUGAUGAUUUAUCAAAAGAAAAGACAAACACAUCAUUUCCUGUUGAAGAUCGACAAUGUAAACUAAAUAACAAACAGAUGACAGCAAGAGAGCGAAAUCUUUGUGAAAUGAAAAUUUUAUUCAGUCCUAAAAGUUAUAUAUCAAAUAUUUCUUUUGAUCUGUUUGAUGUGGAUUCUCCAAAGUGUGAAAGCAGUAAAGAAACUCUCAAACCAUUUGAAAAUCCGAACAAAGGCAAUAGGAUUUACCUAAACGGGCGAUCUAGGCUUCAUGCAUCCAAUUCCACUCCCAUAAAGGCCAAAGUUAGUAGUUCCUUUGAUUUUCCUGAUAAGAAAAGUACUGAAUGUGAUAAUACUAAGCUUGAACACUCAGUUCUAGAUAAAAACAACUGUAAAGAUGAAAGCAAGCCUUGUCAAACAAAUAUUACAAAUAACCCAACUAAUUCUUUAUCAAAUAUUUCAUUUGAUUUGUCUGAUAUGCAGUUUCCUCAAUUAGAUGAGAAAAAGGAUGAUAAUGUAAAGAACUUUGUUAAGCCUGAAAACCCUUCACCAAUCAAUAUAUAUGAUGAAAAUCAAGAUGAACAUUCUUCUGUCUUUGAAAAUGCAGCUGCUGAAAACAUAUUUUUUGAUAUUUCUUUUGAUUUCCCAGAUUUACAAGAUGUUUCUUCUCAAAAAGAGUUACCAACUGGGGGUAAUAACAAUGUUACUGAAAAUAUUGUAUUGGAUGCUUUUGAAGACUAUUCAAAAAAUAUACAGUUCAGCAAGAACUCAUUGAUUUCAGAUAAUUGUCCAUCAAAAAAUCAAAGCAUAUCUUUGAAUAAUGACACAUUAAAAGCAUCUUCAAAUUCUAGUAAAAGUUUCGAAAAUGGCAUGUCAAAAACUGCAUCAAUGACUCAAAAUUCAAAUAAUAGCAAAACUGCAAAUAAAAAUAUAUUUAAUAAAUUCAUUGUUAAUGAUUUGGACUUAUCGAAUUCAGAGGACUUUAUUCUGCCUCAAAAAUUAAAUUAUAAAAAGAAUAAAAUAGUUUUUGCUGAAGCAAAUGACAAACAAAGGAACUGUUUAGAAAUAAGGAAUAGUAACUCAAAAAAUUCAAACCCAGAAACAUUCUCUAAAACUUGCAAAUAUAAACGAGUAGAAAAUGUAACAUCUGAGUAUUCAGUUGACAAAAAUGCAAAUAGUAACUUCAAAAGACCUUUGAACAAAUUAUCUAGAACUUCUACCAAAUCUAAAAAGAAAAAAACUAAUACCAAAAAUGAUUUACUGCUUUCACAAGCAUCUGUUUCUGGUUCUGAUUCUUCUGGUGGAGAUGAUGAAGAUCUUGAUUUUUUGGAAGAAAGUUUUAUUGAUGAUAAUACUGUUUUGGAAAGUCCCCCAAAUCAACACUGUAUGUAUUUAGAAUCUGUGAAAAAUGUUGCUGGUCUACCACAGAAAUACAAAUUAAAAGCCACAGAAGGCUGGGCUAAUUCUGGACCUGUUGAUGAGGGUUGCUCCAAAUAUUUGUUAGAUAGUUUUUGUGUUGACGAUGAAGAAGUGGUGUAUACUUGCUCCGAUGAUGAAUUAGAAAUUGGAAGAAAAAAGACCAAGACAAAUAAAGUUAGAAAGAAGCGCAAACGUAUUAUUACAUUUAAUGAGAGUAGUUCUGAUGAAGAACAAUUUGUUAAAAAGGUAAAAACCCCUGAAAAAGAAGAAUUUAUGAAAAAAGUGACACCUAUUUCUAGCAAUGAACAUAAGCCAAAAUUUUGCAAAAAAGUGAAACAAAAAUUCAUUACUAGUUCAGAUGAAGAUGGGGAAGUACCACCUCCAGAGAAACAUUCCAAGAAACAAUUUAAUGGAAAGGCUAAUGCUGAGCUUCCUGUUAAAUCAACAAAUUCUGAAACUGAAUUAGUUGAAAAGAAUCAUGAUCUAAGUGAUACUGAUCUUAACUGUGCAAAUUUUUCAUUUGAUUUAGAAUGGGAUGAUGCCAUUUCUCCUUCACAAUUUCCUGUCAAUAAGUGUGAUGAAAUAAUAAUGCAAAAUGAAUCAAAAAGGGAUCCUGUGCCUUCUACAACAAAUAUUAGAGAUGAAACUUCGAUUUUCAGACACCAAGCAGUUUCAGCUAAUUCCCAUUUAUUUACAACUGGUAACAAUUUACAAAAUUUUUCAAAUAAGAAUCCGAUUUCUUCAGUUGUUCCUUCCAUGAGUAUUCUAACUCCAUCAUCUGCUGUUAUCUCUGAUAAUUUAAAGAACUCCAUUGUAAAUACAUCUUCAUCUACUUCUGUUUCUGUAAACAAUAUGAUUAAUAAAUUUGAUUCUAAUAAAACUAUUUUAGUUGAUUCUCGCGAAUUAGCCAGUGGCAAACCUGUGAUCUCUGCUCUUCGAAACAAAUAUGGAAUGAAUCCUUUUGUAAUGCAACUGUCUGCAGCUGACUAUAUCAUCAGUAACAAAAUUGCUGUUGAACGCAUUUUAGAUUCUGAUUUUUCUAGUUCUGCAAUUCCAUUAAAGAUUAUAGAAAAAGUCAAAGCUAUGAGUGAACAAUAUGAGAAAUCUUUUGUGAUAAUUGAAAUUGACAGUCGCAAGCGUUCCAUGGGUUUUAACAAAUCCAGUACUAAAUAUUUGCAAUUUUCUGUGCAUAUUUGUCAUCAUCCUUCCGUAAAAGUGCUUUAUUCCAACUCUGUAGAUGACACUUGUAACCUUCUUCAUAGCUUAUAUGAAAAGGAGAAACAAAAGAGCUUACAUAUCAAUGUACCAGUUGCUUUAAAUUCAUCUAGUCAAAAAUUAUUUAACUUUUAUAAUAGUUUGCCUCAUGUGAGCCCAGUAUGUGCUCUUAAUUUCACAUAUUAUUUUCCAUCUGUCCAUGGAUUUUUUAAAAGUUCGGCAGAACAGUUGAAAAAUGCAGGCUUCAUAUCUUCACAUAAAGCUAAAGCUAUAAUACAAUAUUUGAAAAGUGAAUUAUUGUUUGAUGCUUAUUCUUGAUCUAAUUAAUCUAUCGGUACUUAUAUUUAUUUAUUAGAGUCAAGGCCUCAAAUUGAAUAGUACAUAUGAAAAGAAGAAAAAAAAUCACCUACCUUAAAAUUCUAUUUUAUAUUUUUAAUUAUCAUAAUUUGAAAUGUGAAUAUGAUAAUUUUAUUCAAUCACUUUUUUUUUUCUUUCCUAUAACCUUAAUUUGUAUUCUCUGUUUGUAAAUAUUGUUUUUAAUGUUGUAUGUAACUUCUGUCUUUAUUGACAAAAACUAUGUUAAAGUUGAAUAUUUAAAUCAAAGUUGCAAAUUGAUUGCAGUUUCAAAUUUUGUAGAAGCAUGAAUUUUCAGUCUACUUUUAAAAUUAGAGACAUAAUAUAAAAAGAUGUAUUUUUCAGUUUAUUUUUAUUAUUAAAAUCAGCAUUCAUAAAUACUGAGUAAUGGCAGUUUUUGCUAAGUUUUAAUGAUUUGCAAAAUGGGGGAUUAGCAAUAUCAGUCUUAUUGUACAAUAAAGCAACAAGUAAUUGAAAUGAGUUUUUAGUAUGAGCCAGAACAGGUGCCAGGUUAAAUGUUUUGUUUUAAUUUUAGAUGUGUUACAUUUGAAUCUCAUUAAUUUAAUUUUUCAGUUGGUAGAAAUGAAUUUUCGUAGUUUUUUAAAUUUUCAAAUCGCCAUAUACUGUUCCACUAAUUUCUUCCUCAUUAGCAUUAAGAGCUGCACUUCUUUUGAUCAUAAAUUAUUUUACAUUAGUUGUGUUAAUUUUUCCAAGUUUUGUUAUUGCUGCAUUUGUCUAUGUACUAAAAUUUUCAAUAUUAAUGUUAUAUAACUAAUACUGAAAUUCAGCCUUUUUAAAAAAUGAUAAAUUAAUAUCUCUGGUGAAAAUUUAUUUAUUUAUUGAAAGAAACUGUAUUGUAUCAUAUUUAUUUUGUGUGUGUAGCAAUUAACAAAAAGAAUUAAAAAAAAACUAUAGAUUAUUUAAAAACCUUAUUUUGCCACUCUUAUUGUU
Molecule: messenger RNA, 8484 nt
Organism: Argiope bruennichi
Lineage: Eukaryota; Metazoa; Arthropoda; Arachnida; Araneae; Araneidae
Gene: Fancm
Exons: 15
Coding region: 313-7497 (2394 amino acids)
Biological process (GO): interstrand cross-link repair; replication fork reversal; double-strand break repair via synthesis-dependent strand annealing
Molecular function (GO): ATP binding; 3'-5' DNA helicase activity; four-way junction helicase activity
Source: RefSeq, a predicted model, not a curated record